GAAAACAGACCCGUCCGCGAGCCGACUCUCAAUUAACCUCUAAUCUCGCGAGCGCUAAACUGGCUGGCGCCGCCUCUCGCUGCGUGGGGACUGCGAGCGAAGGAGAAGGGGAAAGAUGUUACCGCAGAGGAUGAAGAAGGCCGUCGCCGACAACCCGAAGAGGCUCGCCAGCCUCAUCGACCUCGUGAACCUGCCCUCCACCGUGCGCGACUUCGUGGGUCAGUCCCAAAUCUCCCACCUCGGCUGCUUCAUGCGCGUCUGGUCUCACAUCAAGUCCAACAACCUCCAGGAUCCUAACAACAAGAAUGUGGUGAACUGUGACGAGAAGUUGAAAAGGAUAUUGUUAGGCAAGCCACAAGUUGAACUCGCUGAGCUUCCGGCCUUGGUCAAACUGCUCUUUCCGAAAGUGCCCAAAUGAAUUCAUGAGGUUUAUUCUGAGGAUCCAUAUUGAUCCCCUGUGUAAUUGCGUCCUCUGUGGGCAUUUGCCAUUUCGUUCUGUCACUCCUAUUCAUGUAUGCAUGAUGAAGUGGCUAUCUCUUUCAUGUGGCUUGAGUUUGAGCAUCUGGAAAGUGAAGUGUCCUCAACUGGGGGGAACUUUUGUUUUCAUAGCUAGCUUGACUGAAUAUGAUGGCCCAGUUCAGAAACGUGCUCUUCGAAGAGGCGAUUUUUGCAUCUCUA
Molecule: messenger RNA, 678 nt
Organism: Syzygium oleosum
Lineage: Eukaryota; Viridiplantae; Streptophyta; Magnoliopsida; Myrtales; Myrtaceae
Product: upstream activation factor subunit UAF30
Exons: 2
Coding region: 116-418 (100 amino acids)
Cellular component (GO): nucleus
Source: RefSeq, a predicted model, not a curated record